Molecule: messenger RNA, 4193 nt
Organism: Brachypodium distachyon (stiff brome)
Lineage: Eukaryota; Viridiplantae; Streptophyta; Magnoliopsida; Poales; Poaceae
Product: pentatricopeptide repeat-containing protein At3g02330, mitochondrial
Exons: 6
Coding region: 137-2743 (868 amino acids)
Biological process (GO): RNA modification
Molecular function (GO): RNA binding; protein binding
Source: RefSeq, a predicted model, not a curated record
CCGAAGAGGGGACUUCGUGCUAAUGGCGUAACGCGGCGGUGGCCGCGUCCCGAGUCCUUCAGCCCCCGCCUCCCCUCCCCUCCCGCCGUUAGCCUCCCGUCCUCCCCUACUGCCAAGCACAUGUCCUCAGCCUCCCAUGCCGCGCUCUCCCCUGGCCCCGUUGUCGCGGGCGCCUCCCGCGCUGGCGGCUCCGCGCAACUCCACGUUUUCCCACCUCUUCCAGGUCUGCGCCCACGCCGGCCGCGCGGCUCUCGCCGCCGGCCGCGCAGCGCACGCGCGCAUGCUCGUGUCCGGGUUUGUCCCCACGGCCUUCGUCUCUAACUGCCUCCUGCAGAUGUAUGCUCGCUGCGCGGACGCCGCCUACGCCCGCAGUGUAUUCGACGCGAUGCCCAGCCGGGACACCGUCUCGUGGAACACCAUGCUCACCGCGUACUCGCACUCUGGGGACAUCGCGACCGCGGUAUCGCUGUUCCAUGAGAUGCCGAACCCGGACGUCGUGUCGUGGAACACGCUCGUCUCGAGCUACUGUCAGCGCGGCAUGCAUCGAGAGUCAGUGGGUAUGUUCUUGGAUAUGGCCCUCGCUGGUGUUUCCUCCGACAGAACGACAUUUGCUGUCCUUCUGAAAUCGUGUGGUGCUUUGGACGACUUGGCACUGGGUGUUCAAAUCCAUGCGUUGGUGGUAAAGGCAGGGUUAGAGGUUGAUGUUCGGACUGGGAGUGCUCUUGUGGACAUGUAUGGCAAGUGUGGCAGUUUGGAAGACGCAUUGUUCUUCUUUUACGGAAUGCCCGAGAAGAACUGGGUCUCUUGGGGUGCAGCCAUUGCUGGGUGUGUUCAAAAUGAGCAGUACACACGUGGGUUCGAGCUGUUCACAGAGAUGCAGAGGUCAGGGAUGGGGGUGAGCCAGCCGGCUUAUGCCAGUGUGUUUAGGUCCUGUGCAGCAAUGUCAUGUCUGAGAACUGGUAGGCAGUUACACGCACAUGCCAUAAAGAAUAAGUUCAACACUGACCGUAUUGUUGGGACAGCUAUUGUGGACAUUUAUGCUAAGGCUAAUAGUUUGGUUGAUGCUAGAAAGGCAUUCUUUGGUUUGCCCAACCAUACAGUGGAGACAUGCAACGCCAUGAUGGUUGGUCUUGUACGCUCAGGGCUAGGAAUUGAGGCCAUUGAACUGUUUCAGUUCAUGACCAGGUCUGGCAUUGGUUUUGAUGCCGUCAGCUUAUCAGGGGUUUUCAGUGCUUGUGCAGAGGUUAACGGGUACUUUCAAGGGGUGCAAGUCCACUGCAUAUCAAUUAAAUCGGGUUUUCAUGUGGACAUCUGUGUCAGGAAUGCAAUUCUUGAUCUGUAUGGGAAGUGCAAAGCAUUGGUAGAAGCAUACCUUAUCUUCCAGGAUAUGGAGCAACGAGACUCGGUCUCUUGGAAUGCUAUUAUUGCUGCUCUUGAGCAAAAUGGACGCUAUGAGGACACUAUACUUCAUUUUAAUGAGAUGCUGCGCUUUGGUAUGGGACCUGAUGAUUUCACUUAUGGUAGUGUUCUUAAGGCUUGUGCAGCUUUACAAUCUUUGGAGUAUGGACUGAUGGUUCAUGACAAGGUUAUCAAGUCAGGACUUGGUUCAGAUCCUUUUGUAGCGAGCACUGUUGUUGACAUGUACUGCAAGUGUGGUAUGAUUGCAGACGCUCAGAAGCUUCAUGACAGAAUUGGGAGGCAAGAACUUGUCUCAUGGAAUGCCAUCAUAUCUGGAUUUUCACUGAACAAACAGAGUGAGGAUGCCCAGAAAUUCUUUGCACAGAUGUUAGAUAUGGGACUAAAGCCUGACCGCUUCACAUAUGCUACUGUUAUUGAUACUUGUGCUAACCUAGCCACCAUUGAAAUAGGGAAACAGAUCCAUGGUCAGAUAAUCAAGCAAGAAAUGCUGGGAGAUGAAUAUAUAUCUAGCACUCUUAUAGACAUGUAUGCCAAGUGUGGUAACAUGCCAGACUCACUGCUAAUGUUUGAAAAGGCACAGAAACGUGAUUUUGUGUCAUGGAAUGCUAUGAUAUGUGGCUACGCGCUCCAUGGCCAAGGAGUAGAAGCACUCAUGAUGUUUCAUAGGAUGAAAAAGGAGAAUGUGGUGCCAAACCAUGCAACAUUUGUUGCAGUACUUCGGGCGUGCAGCCAUGUUGGGCUGCUGGAUGAUGGAUGCCGCUACUUCCAUGAGAUGACCACCCUCUACAAACUGGAACCACAACUGGAGCACUUUGCUUGCAUGGUAGAUAUACUAGGCCGCUCAAAGGGCCCACAGGAAGCUCUGAAGUUUAUCAGCACCAUGCCUUUUGAAGCUGAUGCAGUCAUCUGGAAGACUCUCCUAAGCGUUUGCAAGAUCCAUCGGGAUGUUGAGGUGGCUGAACUAGCUGCUAGCAAUGUUCUGCUACUGGAUCCUGAGGAUUCUUCGGUUUACAUUCUUCUCUCAAAUGUAUAUGCAGAAUCAGGGAAAUGGGUUGAUGUUUCAAGGACAAGAAGGCUAAUGAGGCAGGGACGGCUUAAGAAGGAACCUGGCUGUAGCUGGAUUGAGGUGCAAAGUGAGAUGCACGGUUUCCUUGUAGGAGAUAAAGUCCAUCCGAGAUCGAGGGAGCUGUAUGAUAUGUUGAAUGAUUUGAUUGAUGAGAUGAAGCUAUCUGGGUAUGAGCCUGAUUCAGCUUCUUUGGUUGACUUUGAUGAAGAGGGGCAUGCAUCUGAGCAAGAUGAGUUACUUGGAAUUGUUGCUGGCUAAUCUGUUCUUUAUUGAAGGCUAUUUCAUAAGGCUUUUAACUUAAACUCCCUUCCAGCAGAGACAAUGAUGCUACAAAAGAUGUGAGGCAGAAUCUUCGAUCUGUUUUUACUGGACAUGUCUCUGUGCCGCUAAACAUGGUUUUGUUGAUCUGAUGAGUACAUGAAACUAUGAAGUGACAAAGUUCUGAUAUGAAUUAUACAUAUAGAAGUUUCAAACAACGGCAAUAGACAAUCAAAUGAGCAACAGUCUGAUUUCCACUCCAAGGAUUACUUUGCAAACAAGCAAGUUCCCGUGACUGGUGUGCUACACAGCAGCUGGACCAGCAUCUCAAUGGAUAAGUUGUUUUUUAUGCUCCUUAAUGGAUGUUGUGAACUCAUGAUCAUGUGUCUUGACCGUAUCACUCUAUUCUGAUAAGGUUGUUGAGAUUUAGAGUCAGAUAAUGCGACCUGUAAGGCCGUGUUGCAUGGUUAUCAUCUCCUUGAUCAUGCUAAUGCCCACACCAAAGGUGGAGCCCUUGUGGCAUCUCCUGUGCCACCAAUACGACGCCACCAACCAAAGGCAUGGAUUAAGUAUCGACAGGGAGCGAUUGCUGGCUUUUGCCUCACUGUACAACAAGCACCUGAGCCUAUUGGGAUUAUUGGAUAGAACUUAGUGAUAAUUCUUGGAUACCAUGUUGUUUUCGACAGAGAAAACAUGAAAUUGGGCUGGUACGGAAUGCCAUGAUCUUGACAACAGCAUGACAGUACCCUUGGGUUCAUCGCAGCAUGGCAUCCCGGAGGAUCGCUACCAUCAGACGAGCAGCAGACAUCUCCGGCUGUGACACCUGCAGUUGCAGGCAAGGCACCGCCACAGAUUCACAGUUUUUGCUUCAGUUUUUGAAUUUGUUAAAAGCAGGUCGAAAUUCACAGCCCACAGAAUCCAACUGGGAAGGUUUUUCGCGAGGAGGCGUUGCUUAUUAUUUCUCAGGCUUGUCAGUAAAUGGACUGCUUUGCUAUUGCUGAUGAGGUAAAUCAGCAUGAUGGUUUGGAGUUUAGACAGCAAAAGCUUGUAGUAGACAAACAUCUAAACCAUUUUUUCGACUCUGGAAUUCUGGAUAUGUUCCAGGUUUACGAGUAUAUUACUUGCUACGAGAACAACCAUACCUCACUGGCUUCUCUUCCAGGAAUGCAAGAGGGGACCAUACAUCUAAACCCUGUCGAAAACUUACAGUUUAACUGAUGGAUACUACUUGGUUGUAUAUCUAAGCUCAUAGUACAGCUUUGCCAUUUUGUGGAAGAAUUAUAUACCUCUAGUUGAUUCAAAUCCUUAUAAGAUAUUUGGGAUGUUAAGGAAUCACUAUCUAAAUUGACUAGGCUGGAGAGUUGGUUGGGCUUGUGUUUGUGGUAUUUUAGUUUUUCAGGAGAAGUAGAUGAUUGGCCGUGCAUUUUCUAUGAAAUUUCAAAUUUGUUUA